AAAAAAAACCAAUAAUACCCCCUUCUCUUAUUUCAUUGUUUUUUUUCCGUCUUCAAUCGUUCGUCUGGUCCGUCUCAACUUUCGCAUGACGAAGAUAUAUAUCAAAAAGUAAAAAGUUCACAUUUCCUGUCCUUUCCCCUUUCACGGGUUAUGAUAAUAGCUCCAAACGACAUCGAUAAGCGUAUGCGCUGGCGCCCUGAGGCACUUGUCAACUUCAAACUGCGCCCCCUCGACUGCAUUUCAGCCCUGAGCAUCCCAUCACAAUUAGGUGUCAUUCUUUUACACUACUCACGUCUCAUCUUACUUGCAUAAAAAAGUCGGACACUCCUUAGGGCCGGAGAGAACCUGUAAAUAUCCAGCUGCCCCCAGGCCAUAUCCUUCGCAUUACAACAACAGUAGUUCUUUAAGUUUAGAGCUUUUAUUUUGGCUUUAUACAUACGUACUCCUGCAUUGCAAUCUUUUCUUGGCCUGGCUGGGUAAAGCUGUGUAUUUGCAAUGCCUCCCAAUUCAUCUGCUGCAUUAAAGAAGCAGCAGAUCACUCUUGCGCAAUUGUCAUCGUAUGAUGAUAUCCUCACCGAUGCCUUAGUCGACCAUGCGUACUACUGGACCACAAUCCCUAAGAACCGCCCAUCUUAUCACCCUUCGAGAGGAGUGAAAGAAGAGGAAAUCACCAAGAUCAUUCAAUCUCACCUUAUUGUCGAUCCGGAUCUCGAGACUGCCGAGUCUAAACUCCUUGCGACAGACGGAUUGCGCAAAUUCCACGAUGCGCUCAAGACUCCGAAAGAAAAAGCUGACUUCCGCGCUCAUCUCCGCCGGUACAUGCAAAUCUACCUUCCGGACUGCCCUUUUGAGGUCAGCUCGACAAAUCGAUACACGAUUGUUACUCACGAGGCGGCGGUGACUGCGCGCAAGUUUGUUAAGAAGGGCCAGCCGAUUAAGUAUCUAUCGGGCAUUCAGGUAUUAAUCACGGAGAAAGAGGAAAGAGAACUCUCGAAAAGAAAGAAGGAUUUCAGCAUUGUUGUCAGUGCAAGGAACAAAUGUGCAAGUUUGUUCAUGGGACCUGCGCGAUUCGCCAACCAUGACUGCGAUGCCAAUGCCCGUUUGAUGAUUACUGGCCAGGCAGGAAUUGAGAUCAUUGCUGCUAGGGAUAUCGAAGUAGGCGACGAGAUUACUGUCACAUACUCUGAGAACUAUUUUGGCGCCGACAACUGUGAAUGUCUAUGUCGGACUUGCGAGGACAAUUUAGUGAAUGGAUGGGCACCGGCCGAUGGCACUAUUGCCGUCAAAAAGAGCAUCGAGUCAACUAUGGCAGAGGGUUACUCGUUACGCCAUAGGAGACGAGAUGAUAGCUGCGCGUCUACUUCCCGAACUCCUUCAGUCACCCCUGACAUCCGACCUCGAAUCCUAAAGACGCGAUCCAGGACGUUAAAGGUCGAUUCUGACACCGGCUCUACUUUCGGGUCUCCGGCACCACAGGACAUGUUACGCCAAAAGCGGAAGCGCGAAUUCGAAUCGCUACAAUCACCACCAGUUACUCCCAAUAAAAAGCUAAAGUCAUUACAGUAUGAGGUCGAGGCUCUACCUGUUCCUCCAACCUUGUCUAGACGCAGUAGCGACGAAAGUUCCGCUAGCACUACCUCCUCCGAAAGGGAGAGUGUGGAUAUGGUUCUAACAGAUGUUACAACUCCCGAAGAUGUCAAAGACCCCAUCCUAAAAUCACCGACACUAACACCUGCAAAACUAUCAACUACUUCUCUUAAACAGGAGGAUUCAGAUGCGUCCUCACUUUCCGAAAUUAUAUAUAACCCUUCAAGCCCUGAAGCCCAAGACUCUAUAGCCGUAGCACCAUUGCCUACCGUCGAGACUGUAGGUCAAACGAGUAAUGAUAUGAUUACUCCCCCGUCCAGCCAAGUUGAAGAGCCGCCAUCGGACAGCAUCGUACUCCCAGCGGCGAUCGUUGCCAUUGCAGCUAUCUCCAAUUCGGCACAAGCUGCUACCUCUACCCUUGAGGAGGCGGAACUCUCGGUUUCAACGCAAGAACCUAGCCCAAAACGAGGUCGCCCCAGAGGUAGAGCGUCGAAGAAUGAGCUUCCAGCCGUAAGCCACGCAGCUGAAGAGUCCGGACCUUCAAAACGUACUCGAACGCCAGGGGAUUAUACACUUACGCCAGUGCUACUUUCUGAGCCUAACACUGCCUGGAUACAUUGCACUGUGUGUAGCGAGCCAUUUGUUCAGCAAAAUGCUUAUUAUACGCGAAGUUCUUGUCCGCGAUGCGAGCGUCAUUCUAAGCUCUAUGGUUACCAGUGGCCUAAAACUGAGAAAGAGGGUAAACAUGACAAGGAGGAACGCAUAUUAGAUCACCGUACAGUCCAUCGAUUCUUAACCGCAGAAGACGAAGCAAGAAUCCGUGGACGAAAGUUUCCUACUGCGACUACUACAGCUACUCCCGAGAAGGAGACACCAGAGAAAAGGGGAAAAGGCCGACCUCGAAAGGUAUGGUCUGAGCUAGGUUCGGACGAUGAAAUGGACGAGGACGAUGACAGGGAGCUUGACAGCAUUAGACGAAGCAUAAGGAAACGGCAACCGAGUAUAAAAGUCGCAUGUUAGCAUAUCAGCAUAUAGUGGGUUUGGCAGCGCGGGAGUGGUUGGGUUAAUUGGUUUAUCUCGAACAACAACCCGCGGUCCCUCUAUGGGACAUGUAACUUCUACCCCCCCAGGCAUAUUCCGGCGUUUCUGUGCCAUAGCGUUCUCAUCAUUCAUCGAGUUUAACUGUAUACAUAAAGUAGUUGGUAGAAAAGAUAGUUCCAAUGCUUCUGUCUAAAAUACCUACCACCUAUCCAAUAAUGCACACAAUAGUUUUAUUGCUUGAGACUUUGUUUGGAAAAUUGUUCUAUGAAUUGCCUCAUGAAUCUAAUUGCUAUAUCAUGAAGUAGAUUAUUAGGUACCUUAGUUAGAUGUACAAGUGAGUAUAGCAUUUAAGCUAAUGUCAAUCAUAUGUAGAAUGGAGAUGUUGUGAUAUUCGAUAUCAAGAUGUAC
Daldinia caldariorum is the source of this 3036-nucleotide messenger RNA. RefSeq lists its product as uncharacterized. Gene Ontology annotation, cellular component: nucleus. The record is from RefSeq and is a predicted model, not a curated record. Gene Ontology annotation, molecular function: protein binding; histone H4K20 methyltransferase activity. NCBI's taxonomy places the organism in Eukaryota, Fungi, Ascomycota, Sordariomycetes, Xylariales, Hypoxylaceae. The transcript has 2 exons. Bases 496 to 2607 code for a protein of 703 amino acids.